Molecule: messenger RNA, 1175 nt
Organism: Cicer arietinum (chickpea)
Lineage: Eukaryota; Viridiplantae; Streptophyta; Magnoliopsida; Fabales; Fabaceae
Biological process (GO): endoplasmic reticulum calcium ion homeostasis
Cellular component (GO): cytoplasm; endoplasmic reticulum membrane
Molecular function (GO): calcium channel activity
Source: RefSeq, a predicted model, not a curated record
UAAUAACUGCGGAUUAAAAAUCGCAGAUCCAUUUUCUCCUUCACUGUCGUCAGUGCAAUCGAAUCGGAGACACUUCACGAACCCUAAUUAGAUUCAAAACAACCAAAACCCACCGUUGUCAACCUCAAUUCCAUUAUUCUCUUCGUCGGCGUCACGAUUCUCGGCAAUCGUAGGUCGGAACUUCGCGAAUCACAGAGCUGUGAACCUCCGUUCGCGUGAUUUGUCUCUGCGAUUCCUCAAGAGUAUCUUGUAGAUUGUACAAUACAAGUGGAUUUGGUUUAAGUGCUAUUUUUGUUGAUCUGAUUUGAAGGUUGUGGAAGUUAAAAUUUUUUUGCUCAAGAUCGAAGUCUGCUUUCUCUGUUUCUCAUAGAUUUUUCUUUUCCUUCGAUGGCAUAUCCAUUCUCAGAUUUCAAGUACUCCGAUGGCCUCACUGUGGUGGGUAUCUCCUUUUGUACAGCUAUUGUUUGUGAGGCCAUCUCAUGGGUUCUUAUUUACCGCACCAAUUCUUACAAGAACCUCCGGUCCUCCAUUGAUAAAGCCUCCAAGAAACUCGAGACUAUGAAGACAGACAGCAACAAAAUCAACAUUAAGAAGUCCAAGACCAAAAAAAUUGACCGUGUUGAGACAAGCCUCAAAGAAUCCAGCCGUGACUUGUCUCUUUUCAAGUUCAAAUCUGGUGGUGUGGUUGCUCUGGUUCUCUUUGUGGUCUUUGGAUUGCUAAAUUCGCUCUUUGAAGGCAAGGUAGUUGCCAAAUUGCCCUUCCAGCCUUUUGGGCUUGUUAUGAAGAUGAGCCAUCGAGGGUUGCAAGGUAAUGAUCCCACUGAUUGUUCCAUGGCAUUUCUAUACUUCUUGUGUUCCAUUAGUAUCAGAACAAAUUUGCAGAAGUUCUUGGGUUUUGCACCGCCAAGGGGUGCUGGUGCUGGCCUCUUUCCCAUGCCAGACCCGAAGACCAGUUGAUAUAGUUUGGUUGUAUUAAACAUUUUAUCUCGCCCUUUCUAGGUUGAUGUUAAUCUGGAACUGCAUAAUUUAAGUCAAUUUAUAAUUUAUUUGUAUCUCUUAGGGAGACCCGCAUGAUUUUAAUUUGUUAUUAUAACUGAUACUGAAGAAGUCAACUUCAGUUUUAUGAUGGUUAUUUGCUUAUUUAGUGCAAUAAAAAAAGUUUCUUUGCUUGUCUA